GGGAUUGGGGCUUCCUUUGGAGAGAAAAAAGUUUUCUUGGUGUGAAGAGGAGCCCUUUAACCUUAUUAAACCUGGAGGAAUAACUCACUAGGUGAGUGAAAAAGAUAACCUGAUGUUAACUGCAGGGCUAUGUCGUGAUUCCAGGAGUUGUAAAAAGGCUCCGUCUUGUUUAUUUUGUGAGGUCUUACUUUUUCCUCGCACGUUUUACAAUUUGAAAUAAUGGGGGGUGCGGGUGUUUUGGAUGCAAAUUGAGGUCGGAAUGUGAUCUCCGUUACUGCGAUCGCCAUCCUGGAUCUCAGAAAUUCCAUUGUCCAGCGUAGGAUUUGCUGCAGGCGGGAAAAUCACCCGACGGACGCGGCUACAUGGAUUCCUGCGUGGACAGACCAGGCAGCUCUUGUUGAUACACACUUUCUAAAUCUUGUAGUAGGAGGAGGCGUGAGAGCCCAGUACAGCUCUGUGGGUCUGAAGUUGUGCUCUUUGUGGCAUGUAGGCUUGAACGUAGUGGCCUGCUGUUCUUCGAUCUUGAGAGGAGAUAAGAAGACACCAGAUAUUAGACCACAGUCUGAACAAUUUGUUUGAAGAUGUGGAUCUUGAAUCAUCUCAAUGGAACCAGCUUCAUGUGACAUUGAUUCUUUCUGUAACCUGCAUUUGAAAAUGUGGUGGAACUGAAAAGUGCAGAGGAAAACAAAUUACUUGUGCAGUUAUUUAUCAAAAUGUCCCACGCGGUGUCUUUCACCUUUCAGGACUUUGAGAAUGGAGAUCCUACCAGCCAAGACCUAAGUCCAUAUGAUGAAGGGGCCGUGCAUGAUUCCUUCCACCAGCUAAUUAAGGAGCAGAGCAGUUUGGCUGAGCAAGAGUUGGUGGAGAUGCAAGAUCUGGCUAACAGGAGCAAAGAAAAUCUGGUUCAUCUCUCAGAUCUGACUGGAACUUGGAACCCAAAUGCACAGCUGGCUGAGCAUCCUGAUUUCUCUUCCACCACAUUGCGCAUCCUUGCCAAUAUGCCCAGCCGGACUAUUGGGCGCAGCAGAGGAGCCAUCCUGUCCCAGUAUUGCAACCGCACUGCCAGGCGACGGCGACGGAGCAACCGUGCCCCUCUCCAGGAAGUAUCCCGUUCUGCACGGCCUAGUUUUCGACAGCUGUCUCUAGAGUUGGAUUCCAGUUACAGAGAAGAAGACCCCAAGUAUAUUUUGCUGGUCAAAGAACUCCAGAACCUGCCAGUACAUCAACGCAAUCACAUGCUGCAGAUGAUGCCUCUAAGCUUGGCUGAGAAGCGCAGACUCAGGCAGGAUUCAAGUGGGCAUUCAGGCACCUUGAGGAAACCCAAGGCAACGGGUCGCUUGUCUUAUUGCAGCUGGAUUAAAUACCACAUCCUAAUAGGCUUCCGGAAUUUUUGGUACAAUCUGCUGUCCUUCCUUCCUAUUCUCCAGCCCUGGCAUUAUUCCCUCAAGGAGAUCAGUGGCCGCUUUGGCUCUAGCAUCCUCUCCUAUUUCCUAUUCCUCAGGACGUUGCUUUUCUUCAAUCUCUUUAUGUUCCUGAUCCUGCUAGUCUUUGUAGUUGCUGUGCAGGCUGCUUUCCCUUCUGCAAUACCCAACAGUGUGGCUUUCACAGGGUCUGAUCUCUUAACUGGAGCAGGCUACUUCAGUCACACACUGAUGUAUUAUGGCUACUACAGUAAUUUCACACUAAAUGCUCCUGCUGCUUCUGAGGCUAAUAGCACCCAUUACAGGCAACACACACAUAGCCGGAUGUCCUACAAUAUGCCUCUGGCUUACCUCUUUGUUACUGGAAGUGCCUUCUUUGGAAUCUGCUUUCUCUUGAUCUACAGUAUGUAUCACUCCUUUGGGGAAAGUUACCGUGUAGGCAGUGCAUCAAGUAACCUGGCAGUCAAAGUCUUCUGUUCCUGGGAUUACAAAGUGAUUCAGAAACGCUCAGUCCAACUCCAGAGUGAGAACAUUCGCACACAUCUGAAGGAGUGUCUGGCUGAGCAGAGGCUAGAAUCCUGUUUAAGCUUUUCUAAGAAACUUCAGGAACUCGUAGUCUUGCUGGUGGCCUGGACUGUAUCCCUAAGUACUGUUGCAGGCACUGCCAUUGGUAUACACUACUUUUCUGAAUACGUACAUCAGGUUUUGCAUGAGGAGUUUUUGAAAAACAACCAUACUGGGAAAGAGUUGUUGCUCCUGGCCCUGCCUCUGGUUGUGUCUCUCAUUAACUUGCUUAUGCCGUAUUUUUACAACCUCCUGGCUGCGUGGGAGAAACAGGAAUCUCCAGUCCUGGAGGUGUACAUUGCCAUUAGCAGGAAUUUAAUUCUCAAGAUGGUCAUCUUGGGCUUACUGUCCUACCAUUGGCUGAGUUGGAAAGUGACAUCUUCAGAGAUUCAGUGCUGGGAAACCUUUGUGGGGCAGGAGCUCUACCGUUUGAUGGUCAUGGAUUUGAUUUUCAUUCUCCUGGACGUCAUCUUUGGAGAGCUGAUAUGGAGGAUCAUAUUGGAAAAGAAGCUACAAAGUAAACAGAGGCCUGAAUUUGACAUUGCUAGAAAUGUGCUAGAUUUGAUUUAUGGACAAACCUUAACCUGGCUGGGGGUUUUCUUUGCCCCACUUCUUCCUGUGGUUCAAAUCCUCAAAUUGCUGCUGCUGUUCUAUGUUAAGAAGGUCAGCCUAAUGAGAAAUUGUCAAUGUCCCAGCAAACCCUGGCGUGCAUCUCACAUGAGCACCAUCUUCAUCUCUUUGCUGUGCUUUCCUUCAUUCCUGGGUGCCUCCGUAUUCCUCUCCUAUACCAUCUGGGCAAUAAAACCAUCAGAAAUGUGUGGACCUUUUCAAACUUUUGAUACCAUCUAUGAUUCUUGGAAGGUAUGGGUACUAAAGCUGGAAGAAUCCAAUCCAAAUAUCACUUGGUUUACCUGGAUCCAUCAAAACCUCUUCCAAACUUCCUAUUUCCUGUUGUUAAUCUUUGCAAUGUUGGUGGCUGUGAUCUACUUCACCAUUGAGAUGGUAAAGGGUCUUCGGAGUAUCAUUUCAAUACUAAAGGGUCAGAUUGCCAAUGAAAGAGAAGACAAGAAGUUUCUCAUUCAACGACUUCAUAUUAUAUAUGAAAAAUGAAAGUACAACAGGGUGAAAAUGAGGUAAGGCCAUUUGGAACUAAUUAGGGCAGGACAGGCAGGACAGGACAGAGAUAUGUCAAACAAUGGGACCCAAAUAGUUGGCUAAAAGCUUUGCUCAAACUAGCAGACAGCCUAUGCUAAAUCCACAUAGCUAGUAGCCUCUCAUACCAUAUAGUUUGGUUUGGGAAUUCUGCAGUAGUUGUUUUGUGUUUUCUCUCUUUCAGUAGACCAAAAUACCAAGUGCAAUUACAGGUUUCCCUAAGCCCCUUCCUUCAGUGUACAAUACUGUAGCAAAUUACCAAAUUUUCCUGCUGGAGAACUCGUGACUCCAGACAUGGAUAUCACUCUGUCUUCUGGCUCUAUUCAAACUUGAAGAGAUGCCCCCUUUGCAGACGCUCCCAGUUUCAACUCAGCUCGUUAGGAUCUGUCUGGUUUGCUCGCAUUUCUUAUUAAGAAUUGGCUGUUUUUGGAGUUGGUAAUUGCUUCUUUUUAACAUCUGAGAGCUGUUCUUUCAUAGCAGCAGUGGUGUUGGUGGAUUGGGGCGGCUGUUUGCCGCGGACGCGCUGCCCACUCAGUUUUUUGAAGGGAUUUCCUCAGCCGAGGGCCUUCUUUUGCUCCAUGCAAGGCAACCAGCUGGUUUUCGGCUGGAGAGCAGCACGGGGAAGCGCCACCAUUACAGGUUGCGGAGAUAGGCAGCUAGGAGAACGGGCACCAUCAUUCCACCCUUGGCAAAUCAGGCAGUGUUACAGCGGCUAGGAAGGCGGCCGCCAUUAUUUAGCACACAUCUUGAUCACCCAGGCGAGCAUGGCUAUGGAGAAAGCAGCCAUUUCUCUAGUGACGACCACGCGAUAGGCAUCCAGUGGGGGUGCAGAGCAGCGUGGUGAGGGGCCUGGAGCUUAAAAUUGCUUGGCCUACAUACAGCCCACUUCUCCUCAGGAUCAUGAGUAGAAGGAGGAGGGUGGCGAAUUGGAAGUACUGGGCGCAGGAGUACAUGACUAAGGGUGAUUGGGUGCUAUUUUGAGAGCCGUUCAGAGCCUGCCAGGUGCAGUGGCCAUUUUGUCGGCAUAUCUCUAUAGCACAGAGAAGAGAGCUGUCAUAGGGCUCGGUUCUCAGCCCUCCAGCACAGUGCAAGUCCUCAGAGAGCAGCGUGAAGAGCCCUGGGCCUGAGCCCCUUUAGCCUCCGAGGUGAAGUAAAUAAAUUGAAAAGGUCUUUUUUCAGACCAGGACUAGCCUAAGUGCGGCUGGUUUCAGGCAGCAAGGCUUGGCAUAUAUUUUGGGCUCUGAGCAGGCAGUUUCAGCUUGCAGAGCAGAGUGAACCACAGUUUAGGGUGUUGACCCUUAUUUAUUUAUUUAUUUAUUUAUUUAUUUAUUUAUUUAUUUAUUUAUUAUUCGUAUUUGUAUACCGCCCUAUCUCCCGAAGGACUCAGGGCGGUUCACAGGCAAAUAAAAACAGUAAUAUACAAAUUAAAAU
Messenger RNA from Ahaetulla prasina, 4568 nucleotides. RefSeq names its product transmembrane channel like 6 (gene TMC6). The record is from RefSeq and is a predicted model, not a curated record. Gene Ontology annotation, cellular component: plasma membrane. Bases 714 to 3095 code for a protein of 793 amino acids. Gene Ontology annotation, molecular function: mechanosensitive monoatomic ion channel activity. NCBI's taxonomy places the organism in Eukaryota, Metazoa, Chordata, Lepidosauria, Squamata, Colubridae. The transcript is spliced from 20 exons.